GAAUUUUAUUUGAUUUAAUUCCAUCUUUGGGUUGAUAUCCAAUCAAAGCACUGAUUCAUCAACUAUUACCACUCUCACCCUCCGCCGCAGACAGAGCGAGAGACAAUGCCGGAGGAAACAACGUCGAUCGACUACGUCAUGGAGGCAGCUUCCGGCCCCCACUUCUCCGGCCUCCGUUUCGACGGCCGUUCACCGUCGUCUCCGUCAACCUCAACCACUCCUCCCGCCGAUUCAACCCUCGAUUCCCUUCUUCCCAAUCCACCCUUCGUCAUUGGUGUUUCCGGUGGUACCGCUUCUGGAAAAACCACCGUCUGCGACAUGAUCAUUCAGCAGCUUCACGACCACCGCGUCGUGCUCGUCAAUCAGGACUCGUUUUAUCGCGGGUUGAAGCCUGAAGAGCUUGAACGCGUUCACGAGUACAAUUUCGAUCAUCCUGAUGCUUUUGACACUGAGCAGCUGUUAGAGUGUAUGAGGAAACUCAUCAGUGGCCAGAUUGUUCAAGUUCCCAUUUACGAUUUUAAGAAGCAUCAACGCUCUUCUGAUAGUUUUCGUCAGGUCAAUGCCUCUGAUGUCAUCAUAUUAGAAGGAAUUCUUGUGUUCCAUGAUCAAGGUGUCCGCGAUCUGAUGAACAUGAAGAUCUUUGUUGAUACAGAUGCUGAUGUGCGGCUUGCUCGUAGAAUUAGACGUGACACUGUGGAGAGGGGCAGGGAUAUAAACUCUGUUCUUGAACAGUAUGCAAAGUUUGUUAAGCCUGCAUUCGAUGAUUUUGUUCUGCCAUCAAAGAAGUAUGCUGAUGUGAUCAUUCCUCGUGGAGGUGAUAAUCAUGUUGCCAUUGAUUUGAUUGUGCAACAUAUCCGCACAAAGCUUGGUCAGCAUGAUCUAUGCAAAAUAUAUCCAAACGUGUAUGUUAUUCAGUCUACAUUUCAGAUAAGGGGGAUGCAUACAUUGAUUCGUGACAAAGACAUAUCAAAGCAUGACUUUGUAUUUUAUUCAGAUCGACUUAUACGCCUGGUUGUUGAGCACGGUCUAGGUCAUCUGCCUUUCACUGAAAUGCAAGUGGUUACUCCAACAGGGUCUGUCUAUACUGGUGUUGAUUUCUGCAAGAAAUUGUGUGGUGUUUCAAUUGUUCGAAGUGGUGAAAGCAUGGAAAAUGCCCUUCGUGCAUGUUGUAAAGGCAUUAAAAUUGGAAAAAUUCUGAUUCACCGGGAUGGAGACAACGGAAAACAGCUUAUAUAUGAGAAGCUUCCUAAGGAUAUUUCAGAACGGCAUGUCUUGCUUCUUGACCCUGUCCUUGCUACAGGUAACUCUGCCAACCAGGCAAUUGAAUUGCUCAUUCAGAAAGGAGUACCAGAGUCCCAUAUUAUAUUUCUGAAUCUCAUUUCUGCUCCUGAGGGAAUCCAUUGUGUGUGUAAAAGGUUCCCAUCAUUGAAAAUUGUCACAUCUGAGAUUGAUGUUGCAUUGAAUGAAGAGUACCGUGUUAUCCCGGGAUUGGGCGAGUUUGGCGACCGCUACUUUGGCACUGAUGAUUGACCAUGCAGCAUGUCCUAAGGUGGAGACACCUUUUGAUAUAUCAGUUGCUUGAUUAAGAACUUGAAAUGCAGCUCACUGCAUUAUAAUCAUACAUUAGAUUCAGCAUUAGCCAGUUUGGCUGUGAUUUGAGGCAAGCAUAUUAGAAUAAUAUGAAUGCAACUCGCUCUUAGUUUGAUUUGCAGCUUAUUUGCAGCUUAGAAUAAUAUCAAUCCUCUCAUCUUGAUGUUCAUACAAAAAAAUUGGAGUAAAACAUUCCACUUAGUUCAGUGAAGGUUACGUGGAAAAUAUUGCUUAGUUAACAAUACAA
Molecule: messenger RNA, 1837 nt
Organism: Lotus japonicus
Lineage: Eukaryota; Viridiplantae; Streptophyta; Magnoliopsida; Fabales; Fabaceae
Product: uridine/cytidine kinase UKL1, chloroplastic
Exons: 13
Coding region: 106-1530 (474 amino acids)
Cellular component (GO): chloroplast; cytoplasm
Molecular function (GO): kinase activity; ATP binding; excinuclease ABC activity
Source: RefSeq, a predicted model, not a curated record